Messenger RNA from Lynx canadensis (Canada lynx), 524 nucleotides. Its product is annotated as heterogeneous nuclear ribonucleoprotein A1-like. Lineage: Eukaryota; Metazoa; Chordata; Mammalia; Carnivora; Felidae. The transcript has a single exon. The coding region runs from base 48 to 509 and encodes 153 amino acids. Gene Ontology annotation, molecular function: RNA binding. The record is from RefSeq and is a predicted model, not a curated record.
GAUGCCCCCGAGUAAGCAUCGUCAAAGUCUCCCCUCCCACCGCCGUCAUGUCUAAGUCAGAGUCUCCCAAAGAGCCUGAACAGCUGCGGAAGCUUUUCAUUGGAGGUUUGAGCUUUGAAACAACCGAUGAGAGUCUGAGGAGCCAUUUUGAGCAAUGGGGAACGCUUAUGGACUGUGUGGUAAUGAGAGAUCCAAAUACCAAGCGUUCCAGAGGCUUUGGGUUUGUCACCUAUGCCACUGUGGAAGAGGUGGAUGCAGCCAUGAAUGCAAGGCCACACAAGGUGGAUGGAAGAGUUGUAGAACCAAAGAGGACUGUCUCUAGAGAAGAUUUUCAAAGACCUGGUGCCCACUUAACUGUGAAAAAGAUUUUUGUCGGUGGCAUUAAAGAAGACACUGAAGAACAUCAUCUAAGAGAUUAUUUUGAACAGUAUGGGAAAAUUGAAGUGAUUGAAACCAUGACUGACCGAGGCAGUGGCAAAAAGAAAGGUUGUUUGUUUUGUAACAUUUGAUGACCAUGACUCUGU